CCCCACAUGGAAUGCUUUGCCCCACACACCACAACACAAACACUAAGUCUAAACCCUAAAGUUGUCCCUUCCCGUUCUUCUUGCUAAAAAAGUAGUCUUUGAUUUUGAAAUCACCAUUGUAAUGGCUAGCUCAGGAAUGCUGAUCAAGCUUGCUUGUGUGGUGAUGUUGUGCAUGGUAGUGAUUGCACCCCAUGCUGAGGCUGCGAUAUCGUGUGGCACGGUGGCGACGAGCCUGGCACCGUGCCUCCCGUACCUGAGGACUGGUGGUCAGGUGCCGACGCCGUGCUGCAACGGGGUUAAGUCCCUGUACAGCGCGGCAAAGACCACCGUGGACCGCAGGACUGCUUGCACCUGCAUGAAGACUGCUGCUGCUUCGGUGACUGAUAUCAACCUCGGUCUGGCUUCUAGCCUUCCUAGCAAAUGUGGUGUCAACAUUCCCUACAAGAUCAGCCCCAGCACUGACUGCUCCAAGGUGCAGUGAGGUUGAUGAAGGACAGGACAGUGUGAGAGAUGCCAUGCCCUAUUAGUAAGAGCCUAUGAAUAAAGAUUGGGUCAGGUCAAGUCGAGUUCACAUGGGGGUUCCAGUUGAGCUAGUUGUCCAGCUUUUCAGUGUCCUCUAUUGUGUUUUGGUGUCUGUUUUUAUUUGCUUCUCUUUCUCAUCUGUACGGUGAUCCUAUGUUACAAAUGAUAUCCAUAAUGUUCUACUUCUCUA
Camellia sinensis is the source of this 712-nucleotide messenger RNA. The record is from RefSeq and is a predicted model, not a curated record. Lineage: Eukaryota; Viridiplantae; Streptophyta; Magnoliopsida; Ericales; Theaceae.